This is a messenger RNA of Ostrea edulis (European flat oyster), 2697 nucleotides long. RefSeq names its product eukaryotic translation initiation factor 4E-binding protein 1-like. The record is from RefSeq and is a predicted model, not a curated record. Lineage: Eukaryota; Metazoa; Mollusca; Bivalvia; Ostreida; Ostreidae. Gene Ontology annotation, molecular function: eukaryotic initiation factor 4E binding. Gene Ontology annotation, cellular component: cytoplasm. Gene Ontology annotation, biological process: negative regulation of translational initiation. The transcript is spliced from 3 exons. Bases 1100 to 1453 code for a protein of 117 amino acids.
ACCUAUUAAAGUGUUUUACAUGUAAAACAAAAUAAAACCAAAGAACAAUAAAUGCAUAAUGAAAAAAAGACAUAAAAUAAUAUUAAACUGUAGUAGGAAAAACUGUUUAAUGUGUUUGUUUGUUUUGUUGUUGUUGUUUUUUAAAAAGAUAACUGUAAACAUGAAUACCAAAUUAAAUGCAAGUUUAAAAAGAUAUGUUUUAUGUAAAUCUUUAAAAGCAGCUAAUGAAUCUAAUUCAUAAAUGCCAAACGUGCAAAUGCCUGCAUCUCGUCUCUUCAAACUUCUGGUAUGCAACACAAUUUUGGUGCACUUCCGCUUUGGGGAGCAUUCCAUGUGCAUUUAAAAAUGAUUUUUGAAAAUUAAUAGAGACAAAUAUAUCUAUCUUGAACUAAGAAAUCUUACAUUUAGAAUCUUAUAAUGACAUAUCUAAAAGUGAAAUAGAUAUCUCUUAAAUAACUUAAAGAGAGGUCUUGAUGUUAAAAAGAUAUCUCUCAAAGUCAAAGGGAUAUCUCUUUAAGUGAAAGAGAUAUCCCUCAAACUAAGAAAGAUAUCUUACUUUAAUUAACUUUAGAACGGCUUGCCACAUGAUUUUCGCGUUAUCACCCUACCAAAAAAAAAAAAAAAAAAGGCUAAAAAAUCCGUUUGUCUGGAAUGAAACUUCGCCAAACAAAUAAUACAUCACACAGUGCUACAAUGCUACGAGCAUAGUCUUUGAGUAUCAAGUAGAAGCGGGGGUGGGACCAGACUAUAUAUAGUUAGUCUUCAAGAAAAAAGGGCCAUCUUGAAUAUUCAUAAUUUAGAUACUGGUUACAUUCAUUAGAAAAAAGUAACUUUGAUUUUGACACUUAUUUAUAUGCUAGCCAUAGAAUAUGAAUAUGAACAGAUGUUAGUUUAACCUUAACAAUUUCCCAUUUUAAUACAACCCCCUAAGCACAAGAUCUCGAAGGGGAAGUUGAAAUAACGUCAUCCAGACCAUGUGACAGUGUGUUGUGGUUGGAACAUAAACAGGGAAAGUUGAAGAAGUGUAUGCUGAAUUUAACGAGACUGUCAACAGCUGGCAAGAAGCUCUUUUAGGAAAUAAAUAAAUUUUGCAAAUAUAAUGUCAUCCCAAGGCUCGCCACAACAGCUAUUUUCAGGCCGGGAUAUUCCUAGAAGAGUGGUUUUAAACGAUAUAGCUCAACUACCUCAUGAUUACAGUACAACACCAGGAGGGUCCAUUUUCUCGACGACACCUGGAGGCACGAAGAUAUUUUAUGAAAGGUCAUUUUUACUUCAAUGUCGAAACUCACCAUUGACAAAAAGUCCCCCUCCCAACAUGGCCAAGAUCCCUGGGGUCACAGUUCCGGGGAGAGUGGACGCCCCCAAGGAGAAUGGGACGGAAGUCAUCAAUGAUGAAAAUCAAAAGAAGAAAGAUGGCCACGAGGAGCAGCCUCAGUUUGAGAUGGACAUCUAGGUGCACACUACCCAUAAUGCCUUUCAGUUUUCAAUAGGACUGUACUUUUAUUUUUCAGAGGAAGUUAUUGUAAAAACCUAUAGCGACUAAGUCAUAUUUCGUAAUGGACAUGUUUAUAUAGCAUUAUUUUCGAGUCAGUACCUCCUAUGUAUUUUUAAUUACGUUGUAGUUUUUUACGAGACAGAAAAUCCAGACUUCCCAGCUGUAUAAACUAUUAUGUGUAUUCAUUGCAUGUUUUCAGUCUAUUGUCGUUGAGGUUUUUUUGGGUGCUACUAAGCAAUGUUUUCAGAUUACAAACUGUAAUUUGGUGCAAAGUAGAAAAACAGCCAAAGAGAUUACACUGUGUGAAGAUUUUUUUUUUUGUAUUCUCUAAAAAUUUGGCUGGAUUAUGUUCAUGUCAUAAUGCAGUACUUGUAUGUACAUGUACUUUAUUUUAUAUUCGUAAUUUUGCAAAAAACUUUGUACAGUUCUUUUGUAUGUUUGUUUAGGUUGAACUUUGAACAUCUUGUUAACUGCUUUGUAAUGUAGUUAAUAUGUUAAACAUGUUACUGUACAAUUGCGGGUUUCAUGAGAAUGAUCCGUCCUUGAAAUUAAAGAAUUUUGGAUAUUUUCCUCGACUUUAAACUUCCUGUAUUGUCUGAAAACUCUAAUGAGUAACAUUUUGAUUCUAAUGUGAAAGAAGAUCUCAAGAGAUAGGGGUGGAAACUAUCCAAAAUUAGGCAAACUGAUGGAAUAUUUCAUGUAUUUCUGUGUAUAUGUAAUUAAUGAAUUUAAGAAUGGAAUUACGAGAAAUUGUUUCGAAGGAUUUAUUUUCAAUUGUGAAAUCAGAAAGCCAGUGUAUUGAUCUGUUAAUGUUUCAGUUGUAUGUUUUGAUAGUGACACAUUUUCAGCUUGAUCUCUUCAUCCCAAUUGUUUUUGGACUUGAAGAUGCUGUAGGACUUUCAAGUUUAAAAAACUCUGACAGUUUUUGUUACAGGAUAUUUUGUGACUAAUGCUUGCAUUUUUUGGUGCAUAUUUUGUUGGAUUUUGUCUGUACCUCAUGACAGACUAGCUGAUUGUGAAGAUCUGGGUAACAUUCCAUGCUAAGCGAUGAUGUCUUUGAAUGUAAAAAAAAAAAUGAGAUAGGGCAGCAGUAUUCCAGGGGUCGUGUCCAAGCUUUCGUGGAUUAUGCAGGAGUUACAGUUUUCCUCUGUAAACAAAAGUCAGUAUCAAAUUUGUCGUUAUUAAAAAUUUUGGAAAAUGUU